GAGGCGGCCGGGACAGCCAAUGGGAGGAGAGCAGCGGGUGUGCGGAGGGAGCUGGCGCCGGAUUCGAACAGAAGGAGUGUGAGAGAUUGUGGGAGCGAGAGGCGGGGUUUCCAAAUAUUCAUAGAAAAAUGUCAUCAAUCUUGCAAAAUGUUGGCUGGAGGAGUCGCAAUGUUCUGGAAAAUAUUGACGAGCAAGACAGUCCUCGGCCUGAUAAAUUCAGAAAGAUGCCGUCAUCGAGCUCCCUCAACUCCCUGCGAAUGUCCUUGAGGAAGAGGAUGCCUCUGAAGCCAGUGGAAAUGAACAUAAAUGCCGUGCCUGAUUGGGACAGAGUGGGCAUCAAAGAGAAACAGCGUCCUCUGAAAUCCAUGACCGUUACAGCAAAGAACGUGUUUGGAUCUGUGUCACAGAAGAUAAAGAAAUCGGGACAGAAAUCAAGUAAUUAUUUAAUUGCUUCUCCCAAGCAACUAAAAGUUUCAAAGCGAGAAAUUCGUACUCCUGGAAGUAAUAAAAAAUCUCUAACGCCCAGAACUCCCAGAUGUCGCAGGCUGGUAGAGGAAGCCAGCCCAAAUAUGAGGGUGACGCCCAAGUCCACCAGGAGGAUUUCCCCUCGUAGCAGAAGAUCAAGCAGCUCCCAGUGGAGAAACUUCACUAAUUUGAUUGGAAAUGAAGGUCUUCACCUGAGGAGGUCUGUACGAGCUGCUUCCCUGAAGAGCCCAUAUGCUUCCCCUGCAACUCUUAACAGAAGAAAAUUUGACAAAGACCUGGAAACUGUCUCGGCAGGAAUCCGGCAACUAAAACGUCUCUCCAGGGUGUUUGAUGAUGCCAUCUUCAAGGAAGAAAGAAAAGAAGCAAUUUUGAAUUAUCACAGCUUAAUGGCUAAAAAUCUGCAUUGUGCCCACCGUUCUCGGCUGUCUUGGAGAAGUACCCGGCGACUUCAGCAUACAAUUGAAGGCUGGACUGAGGUGGCUUUGACCAGUAUUGGCAACAUUGGUGCACGCUGACAUUAUGCUACAGGGAGUGUGUAACCAGCUUUGUGGGUCUUUAUAUAAAUGUGUGUAUGUGUAUAUGUUGUAUGACUGUUACUAACACUCUGUGAAAGCUUUUGUAUUAUACGGUCACAAGAGUUAUGCUUUGACUCAGGUUAUGACAUGGCAGCAGAGCACCUUUUUAGUGCUGACUACCUACUUGUACACAGGUAUUUUUAAGCUUAGUUACUGAUUUAUUUUUAUAAGGAAGCUGUGUAAGCAACUCUUUAGCAAAUUUUAAGCAAGUCUGUUUUUAGCAUGGCAUUUGCAGCAAUUGACAAAGCCGGUAAUGGGUUCAAUAUGUGUAUAAAAACGAUAUUUAUCAUUGUCCUUAUGUACAGAUUUAAACCCAGUUCCAGACAAAACUUUGCUUAGGUUUUAGAGUGGAGAAGGUAUAGAUCCUCUGUCAGGUUUUAAUUGUGGUUUGUGUCCCUGGUACGAGAUUUUUCUUCAAUACCUGUCUGGAUUGGGGUCACAGACCACCAUAGAACUUGACAGAAAAAAAGUAGUUUUGGCUGCGCUUCAGCUUUUAAUAAAGCAUUUUUGGGGAGCUUAUAGGCAUGUGUGACUGAUGGCACAAUUUUAUACUUUCUUUACUACCUUUUCAACCAAAAAAGUGAGACACUCUAAUGCCGCGUACACCUGUUCGGGCCUCUGCCCGACCAAAUGCACAUCGGAAUUCCGACGGAAUUCCAUCGGAGUAAAAUAGAACAUGUUCUAUUUCUAAACUCCGAUGGAAUUUCUC
This is a messenger RNA of Rana temporaria (common frog), 1770 nucleotides long. It is a transcript of the gene PIMREG, whose product is annotated as PICALM interacting mitotic regulator. Bases 129 to 1001 code for a protein of 290 amino acids. The record is from RefSeq and is a predicted model, not a curated record. The transcript is spliced from 5 exons. NCBI's taxonomy places the organism in Eukaryota, Metazoa, Chordata, Amphibia, Anura, Ranidae.